UGCGCAUUUCCGAAACGACGCUACACUCGUAAACAACAUUUUUUUUCAAUCAGGUAGUAUAUUUCGGGUGGUUUUUGUUCGAAAAAUAAAUACGGAUGAGCGAAGUGUCUUUCAACUAUACAUCGUGUACUCGAUUUGAUAUUGUUUUAAAAAAUGAGCGUGAUUCGCUGUAAUAGUUUAUGGUUAUUUUCGGUUGACCUUAGGAUGUGGUGACGUCACUAGCGAUCGUUCUGGAAAUAAACGCCAUAGAACAAUAAUGGCGGAUCUCUACGCUAAGUACAAUUGCACAUAUUGCCAGGAGGACAUCGCUGGGUUGCGUGUUAAAUGCGUGGAAUGUGCCGACUUUGAUCUGUGCUUACAGUGUUUUUCUGCUGGUGCUGAAAUAGGACAGCACAAAAAUGACCAUUCUUAUCAAUUUAUGGAUUCUGGUACAAUUAGCAUAUUUAGCGGGAGAGGAAGUUGGACAGCGAGAGAACAACUCAGACUUCUCGAUGCGAUUGAACAGUUUGGUUUUGGAAAUUGGGAGGAUAUAAGUAAACAUAUUGAAACAAGAACGCCUGAUGAGGCUAAAGAGGAAUACAUCGCCAGAUAUCUUGAUGGAAAUAUCGGUAAACAGACAUGGCCUUCGACUGAAAGUUAUAGACCAAACCUGACGGACCAAACUAGCUCUGAUUAUGGGCCACUAUCGCCAGACUUGACCUCGCGACUGCCACCGUUAGAUAUCACCCCAGAAGAAGCAGCUCAGCUCGGCUAUAUGCCACAGCGGGAUGAUUUUGAAAGGGAUUAUAAACACGAGGCAGAGUCUUUGGUUUCUUCGUUGUUUCUCACUCCUGCCGAAGACGAUGACCUUGACAUUGCGCUAAAGCUAGCCCAAGUUGACAUGUACACAAAUAACUUACGUGAACGAGCAAGAAGAAAACGUGUCGUUAGAGAUUAUCAACUUGUCUCUUCGUUCUUUGCUUCGACAAGAAAAGAUAGAGCGAUCAAGAAAAAACAGAGCAAAGAAGACAGAGAAUUUCGGGAUAGAAUGCGAACGUUUGCCCAAUUCUACACAGCGCAGGAGCACGAACAAUUCUUGACUAAUUUGGAAAGGGAACGAGAGCUCCGACUACGGCUAACCGAGCUUAGUCGUUACAGAGAGAACGGUAUCACCAGGCAUGAAGAAUGUGCCCAUUUCGAACAAGUCAUGGCACAGACUCAAGGUCAAACAGAAACGACGGAUCAUUGGACUGAAAAAAAAUCUGGCAGCAGUGGGCCGUCCACACCAACACACCGCCAAAUGUUAAAAAAAAGCCGAGAUUUAUUCCUAUUAGCUUCAAUAUACAAUACAGUAAGAUCGAGAAAUCAUAUUGUACGUGUGGAUUACAGAGAAGAAGAAAAAAGCUGCGGUUUAAUAGACCAAAAAUGCACGUCAAAGGCAGACUCAGCCAGCAACAACUACAUAAUCAAUCAAGCCAGUCCCAAUCGGACGACGAUUCCAGUCAAUCAGUUGGCGGUGCAAGAUAGCCAUACCAAUUCCACCCAUCCUACAAUUGCUUUCUCAAAAACUACUUUGGAGAAAGGCAACAACUCUACUGUUACAGCCAUCAAAGUCUCUCCAACGGGAUUUACAGUGUCCGAUGCAAGGGACGUAGAGAUGGAAGCGGCAGCUCAACUUCUCACCAAACAAGAGAAGACCUUGUGUCUCCAGCUAGAUAUGAAACCAACGCAGUAUCUUACCCAAAAGACCCUGUUGUUACAAGAGUAUCUAAAUGGCAAUAGGAGAUCAGGCGUUGCACCCCAGUCUGAGCCGGAGAGCAAGAUCCUUCACUAUCUGGUAUCCAAUGGCUGGAUUGCUGCGAACUGAUCAACGCAGAACCAAUUAAAUUUAUAGGCGACGCCUCAUCUCUAAGUCACCUUAGGAUCAUUGCAAGCCAAGUCUUAGAAAUAAAUAAUUUUACUGUAACUUAUUAUUUGAAUAUUAAUUGAACAGGUGGGAAGAAUUUUACCCUUUUUCAUCAUACUGCCAAAUCUGUCGCAUUGUUCAAGUUUUCAUAGAUUUAUCUAACAACAAAGAUUCCUGUCAUAGUUAUAAAGAAAAUUAAACCGUUUACUAGCAGUAGAUUAAUGUGUCGACUAAUUGCUGGCAAAUUUGACAUUCAACUAUAGAUCUAUUUAUAACUUGCUAUUUUGCGCUGCAUUAAUCUCAUUGUCAAGUAUUGGCAAGAGAUUUAAUUACUCUUUGGGUAACAUUCCGCCACAUUUACAAUUCUUAAAUUUAAGAAACGUACACAUUGUGUUCACCAAUUACUGUGAUCUUUAUAUUUAUUUUGAGAAGGAAUUGUCAGAUUGAUUAAAUUUAGUACUACUCAAUAUUCAAUGCUCCAAUACUAAAAUACUGUCAUCUGUUGUUAUCACACUGCUCUGGAGACAUCUGUUUGUUUAUGUGUGUCUAAUUGUGUGAGAAUCAUGCUUUGUUUUUGAUAAAAUUGAAAAUUUUUGGCCCAGAUUUUUGAAGAGCAAUACCUGAUAUUAUUUCAUCUCAUAAUUAAUGUACUAUUGUAAGUAGAUAUAUGUAUGUAGGUUGAUAUUUUACGUUAUUUUACGUAUAGCUGUCCUCUUACGCUGAAUGCGGUCGACGACUUAUUUAUAAAUAAUUGAAUACCUAGGUUCCGCUUCUAUUACCCUGAAAUUUUUGCUCAAUUCUAUUGUUUGACAAGUUAUGUUUCGCCUUGUUCAUCUGUAAAAUUUACGAAUCGAUAAUCCUCGGUUUCUUUCUACCUGUUCAAAAUAAGGUGUAUAAAUAAACUGUUUUCAUUUACAAUAACGAAAUUAACUAUGUAUCGCGAAACACUUAGGAGUGGGAUUUAAUUGUGAAUAUUAAUAUUGUAUUGCAUACUAUCGACGUGUAGCCAAUGCAAGAAAAAAAAUAUUCUCAAUCUUAGUUAAUGUGAAUUGUCGAAUUUUUUUUUUGUUCCUCUCGCUAUUGAGAAGUGUGUAAACUUAUAGAUACAAAACCAAAGCUCUUGAUGGCCAAGAAAAGUGUCUUGGAGUGAACAUGCCACUGGUGCCUCAUGGUGUUCCUCCACCACCAAAUUGCUGAAUAUUUGAAUUACAGUUAUAUUAUACUGUAUGUAUAGAUGCUUGAAUCGUAAAGAAAUUUGAGCUAGUUAGUUGUAUUGAGUGACAAGGACAUAGGAGUAUUAAAAGCUGCUGAUUUUCUGAAACUGUAAAACAACAUGAAUUUCUUAAUUUUAUUUCACACCUAUUCAUGGGAAAUGAAGUUUAAAACUAAUCAAAUAUUCACCUAACUUUCCGCUUACCAAAUAUCCCAAAUUAUCAUCCAUGUCAAUGAACUCUUAUAAAACGGACUAUAGCUAUGAGAAUGGAAUGUUUUGGUACCAUAAGUGAACUGGAGUUAAACUUUACUGUGAACUUUCUUUACCAGUUUACCGAUUUGUAAUAAAUCCUAUUCCUAUCCUGAAAAGUUGAGGGUUUGUACACAGUUAGGUAUUUAAAUGUAACUGAUUGGUAGCGGAAAAGCUAAUAAAAAUAUUUGAACAUCAUUUUAUUGUUAAAAAAUAAUUAUUACAUGAGGUGCAAUCUUAAAACAAUUGGUAAUAAAAAUAGUAAUAAUGAGACCACAUAGCUUGCAGAUUAAUUAACGGAAUAAUUCUCAUUUAAAGUAGUAGCAAUUCUUAUACGAUUAAUCAGCAAGCAAUCCAUGAUAGGUAAUUCAAAUGGUAAAUCUUGGUCAAUUGUCUCAACUAUCUAUAUGAUUAGUCAAGUUUAUUUAAAAUCUAAGAAAGAAUAGCUGGAACUGUUAGGUACAAAACAAGUUAUAACUAAUGAAAUUAAAAUGUUUAAUGGUGGAAAUAUAACAUUGUUACAUCAUAUGUAGAGAAAAGUUGCCAGUUGCCAAAGCCGUCUAUCUUUAAUUGGGGAUCAAAGGUAAGGGUUGCCCGAUCAUCUCGGCGUAGUUGUUAUGUGUUUAAGGUCUUUUGUAUUAUGAGAUGACUUUUAUAUCACUACAUGAUUUAAGUAACAAAGAUUGAAGGCA
Molecule: messenger RNA, 4039 nt
Organism: Neodiprion virginianus
Lineage: Eukaryota; Metazoa; Arthropoda; Insecta; Hymenoptera; Diprionidae
Gene: Ada2b
Product: transcriptional adapter 2B
Exons: 10
Coding region: 257-1846 (529 amino acids)
Biological process (GO): chromatin remodeling; regulation of transcription by RNA polymerase II
Cellular component (GO): nucleus; SAGA-type complex
Molecular function (GO): chromatin binding; zinc ion binding; transcription coactivator activity
Source: RefSeq, a predicted model, not a curated record